Molecule: messenger RNA, 3950 nt
Organism: Symsagittifera roscoffensis
Lineage: Eukaryota; Metazoa; Xenacoelomorpha; Acoela; Convolutidae
Product: potassium voltage-gated channel subfamily H member 1-like
Exons: 13
Coding region: 792-3794 (1000 amino acids)
Biological process (GO): regulation of membrane potential; potassium ion transmembrane transport
Cellular component (GO): plasma membrane
Molecular function (GO): voltage-gated potassium channel activity
Source: RefSeq, a predicted model, not a curated record
AAACAACGAAGGAACAGGCAACAGUUACAUAAGCAGUUACAGAAAGAUGGUGGGUUUUUGUAUUUUACACAAAAGCAGUUUUUUGAGCAGAAAGUGACUUAUUUCCUUCUUACAGCUUCAGCGCUUUGCCAUUCAUUCAAUUUUGACUGUUUUGUCGCUGUUAAUGACGAAAUUCAACUAAGCGUCCGGUCUAUGCAGCUCAAUUUAUUUCUUGAAAAAUUCCAUUUUCUUUUUAUUUCUGGGCAAAAAUAAGGACGUUUAGCCCGCAUAUUAUCGAAUCUUUUUGAAAUGAAACAAUAUUGAACAUUUCACGCUAAAUUCUCAGCCGGAAAUUCACCUUGCGUUUUCCUUGGGUUUUGCCGUAUUAUACAUACAACUUUGCUAUGGCAACCUAAUACUCCUAACCUUUGUUCUUUUACAUUUUCCCCCUUUUGAUGCCUUUUUUGAAACCCUUAUAAUUGAUUUUUAUCAACAAGAACUGCCGCUUUCCUCUUGGUGUAGAUUUUUUACUAGCAAAAGUCAACAAUUUUUUAUUUAAAUUAUGAGAAAUAUUGAUUAUGCCAGUAAAAUUUUAAAAACGAAGACCAAGUUUGGUCGAUUUUACAGGCUUUUUGUUGAAAUUAUGUUUAAUUUAUAAUUAAUAACAUAAGUUCAAUGCAUUAAAAACGUUUAUUAAAGUUCAAUUUUAAUCAGAAUUACCUGGAAACUGCGUGAAAUGAGUUAUUUUUUGAUCGGCUUGAUUUCAAUUUUCUCAAAUGGAGGUGAAACGUAAAAACCACUGAGCCGGAAGUAUGCCAGGAGGACGCAGAGGCCUACUGGCCCCCCAGAACACUUUUCUGGACUCCGUCAUCAAGAAAGCUGAUGAACAAAACAUUAGCUUCGUUGUAACGAAUGCACGGGUAGUCGACUUCCCCAUUGUGUACUGCAACGAACUGUUCACUAAGCAGACUGGCUUUCCCAGGACAGAGGUGAAUAUGAAGACAGGCUACAUGAGAUUCAUGCAGGGGGAGCACACGGACCAGGAGAACUUCUUGAGGAUCCAGACUGCCUACGAGGAGAUCAAACGAGACCAGUUCGAUGUGCUGCUCUACAAGAAAAACAAAACAGCAGUGUGGUUCUGCAUUACAAUUAACCCCGUGCCGAACGAAACCGGAGAAGUGGUGUUGUUCCUGCUGACUCUCAAGGACAUAACUUCCACUAAAAUACCCCCGGAUGAAGAGGGCAGCCGGAGCAUGGGGCGCAUCGCCAGACUGGCCCGCACGGUGAAAAAGGGCAAGGGUAAUGGCAAUUCAACGGGGGGAGGCACUAUUGGGGGUAAUACUAACUCAACCGGAGGGGAGGGGGCUUCAAUGGGCGGCAGCACAGUUGAACGAUUCAGUCCAAAAUCGACCAAAUCUUCAUUGACAAAUGGGAAUGAGUUGCCGAGGUACAUGUUGGAGCCCCCCAAGACACCCCCUCGCAUCAUCCUACACUACAGUGCCCUGAAGACCACUUGGGACUGGACCAUACUAGUGCUCACUUUCCACACAGCCAUCAUGGUACCGUACAAAUUAACCUUCCUGAAAGAUGUCGAAAGAGACUUAGCGAAUCCGAACCAACUUGUCCUCUUCAUAACCGACACUCUGAUUGACGUCGCUUUCUUCAUCGAUGUCCUCUUAAAUUUCCAUACGACUUAUGUGGGCGCGAUGGAAGAGGUGAUUUCGGAUCCGAAGUUGAUUCGGUGGAACUAUUUGAAAAGUUGGUUUGUCAUUGACAUGUUAUCCUGUGUGCCCUACGACGUGUUUGACCUCUUAGCUUUCAGCAGCGCCACCGCUGGACAGUCUACAGGGGUAGCAGACGCGUUCAGUACUCUGAAAAUAAUCCGACUGUCUGUUCGAGUGUGGCGAGUGGCGAGGAAGAAGGACCACUACUUGGAGUAUGGGGGUGCUCAAUUAGUCAUCUUCAUGUGUGGGUUCCUUCUGGCCGCCCACUGGUUCGCCUGUGGAUGGUACAUCAUCGGACACUUCGAAAUCAACCUGCACUACGGGUGGCUCCAGGUUCUAAGUGAGGAGAUUGGGGAGGAGCUUCGGUUCGAGCAGAAGCGGAUAGAGAGCAAGGACAUCUCCACCGUCUACAUAUCAUCCCUGUACUACACCAUCAGCAGCAUGACCUCCAUCGGAUUCGGAAACAUAUCGGCCAACACCAACAUCGAGAAGAUAUUCACCAUCUUCAUGAUGAUAGUCGGAGCUCUGCUGUAUGCUGCCAUAUUUGGAAAUGUGACCACAAUAGUGCAGCAGCUGUACUCUAGCAGUGCCCGGUACCACGAGAUGCUCAACAACAUCCGGGAGUUCAUGAAGCUCUACCAGGUGCCCAAGGAGCUCAGCGAGAGAGUCAUGGACUACGUCGUGUCCUCCUGGGCAGCCACUAAGGGCAUCAAUUCAGACAAGGUGUUGUCCUACUGUCCGAAAGACAUGAAGGCAGACUUGUGUGUCCACAUGAACAGACAGAUCCUCCGCCGCCAUCCCGCAUUCCGCCUGGCCAGCGACGGCUGUCUCCGCUCGCUGGCCGUCAACUUCGAAAUGGCCCACAGUGCCCCGGGAGACCUCAUCUAUCACACGGGCGAGAGUAUCGACUACUUGUGCUUCGUUGUCUCUGGAUCCCUCGAGGUCGCCCAGGAUGGAGAAGUGACUGGACUCCUAGGAGUGGGCGACGUCUUCGGGGACGCCUUCUGGCGGGAGAGCACCCUGGGUCAAUCGACGGCCAAUGUGCGAGCUCUCACUUACUGCGACAUUCACAUGAUUAAACGGGAGUGUUUGCUGGACGUGUUGGCGUUUUAUCAGAAUUUUGGACAUGCGUUUGCCAGAAACAUUCAGCUGACGUACAAUUUGAGACAGAGAAAGCGCCAGAAGAAAUUCACGGACGUCCUGAAGGAAAAAGCGGAGGAGGAGCGACGCCGUCUCGAACCCCUGGAGGAGAUCCCGAUGAAUCACCCAGUUCGAAAACUAUUCAACAAACUCAAAAAACCCAACGACGAGACCAACAAACAACAACAACAACAAUCUCAGCAAAAUAAGCAAGGGGGCGGACCAGCCCCGGUAGCUGAUUCGGCAAAAGAUAACAGCAACAAUGAUCUGAAGCGAGAGCAGCAGAUCGACCUCUCCGUCUUAACGGGAGGUCACAAAGGUCAAGAGCGGAGCAUGAAAAGCACGUGGUCCAUGCAUUUUGAGAGCUCGGGGGAAAACAAAGCGAUGAACAUGGCUCGAAAGACGGGAAAACUCUACGAAGAAGACAACGCUAACUUCGUGAAAAACAAAGCCAGCAAAUGGACCAAAUCUCUUUCUGCUGUCAACAACAACAAUAAUAAUAACAAUGACAAUAACAGUGAACAUUCCGCUUCGCCAUUGAACGACAUGAAAACAAUAACUGCGGAAAACUCAGCUCCAACCAAAAAAUUGGCUUCUUUUAUUCGAGGAGCUCCGGAUGGAAACACUCAAGCGCAGAAAUCCAGCGCACUACCACCUCUGAAAGAAACUCUGCCCCAAAAUGAUCUGAACGUUGUAGACACAUCAGUUGUGGAUUCCCUUAUCAACAUUCCAGAAGGCUCCGAGCUGAAUAUCUCCGCUUCUCAAGAUAUUGUUCAGACGAUUUUCAAGCUUAGAGGCAGUCUGAAACAACAAGUAGAAACUAUUAACAUGGAAUUAGCUUUGCUAGAUUCUCAAAUUUUGAAAAUGGUUAAAACGACAACUCCAAGUUCUUCUAACAAUAACGAAAAUCAGACAAACAAUGCAAAAAAAGACGAAAAUCGACAAAGUUAGGGAUAAAUAAACCAACUACUCGGUAUUUUUUGUAUAUUAUUGUUUUAAUUUUGUAUCAAAUUUAUUAGCGUUUAAUUGUUAAAUUGAAGAAAAUAUUGGUGUUAAAUACUAAUUGCAUAGUUUCUAUCUAUAACAUUGAGUGCAUUUCACACACGU